Perognathus longimembris pacificus (Pacific pocket mouse) is the source of this 2190-nucleotide messenger RNA. RefSeq names its product cholinergic receptor nicotinic epsilon subunit (gene Chrne). The coding region runs from base 43 to 1524 and encodes 493 amino acids. The record is from RefSeq and is a predicted model, not a curated record. NCBI's taxonomy places the organism in Eukaryota, Metazoa, Chordata, Mammalia, Rodentia, Heteromyidae. Gene Ontology annotation, molecular function: acetylcholine-gated monoatomic cation-selective channel activity; transmembrane signaling receptor activity. Gene Ontology annotation, biological process: nervous system process; chemical synaptic transmission; regulation of membrane potential. The transcript is spliced from 12 exons. Gene Ontology annotation, cellular component: neuron projection; synapse; postsynaptic membrane.
GCCUGCCAAAGCUCAGAAUAACCCGGAGAACUGGACAGCAGGAUGGCCGGGAUGCUGCUCUCCCUGCUUCUCUUGGGGCUUCUUGGUACAGUGUCGGGGAAGAACGAGGAGGAGAACCUUUACCACCACCUCUUCGACAACUACGACCCUGAAUGCCGGCCUGUGAAGACGCCGGAGGACACGGUGUCCAUCACUCUCAAGGUCACCCUGACCAACCUCAUCUCACUGAACGAGAAGGAGGAGACUCUCACCACCAGUGUCUGGAUUGGAAUCGACUGGCAGGAUUACCGGCUCAACUACAGCAAGGAAGACUUCGGGGGCAUAGAAACGCUGCGGGUCCCUUCUGAACUCGUAUGGCUGCCAGAGAUUGUGCUGGAAAAUAAUAUCGAUGGCCAGUUCGGCGUGGCCUAUGAGUGCAAUGUGCUGAUCUCGGAGGGAGGCUACGUGAGCUGGCUGCCUCCGGCCAUCUACCGCAGCACGUGCGCCGUGGAAGUCACCUACUUCCCCUUCGACUGGCAGAACUGCUCGCUCAUUUUCCGCUCUCAGACCUACAAUGCCCAAGAGGUGGAGUUCAUAUUUGCUGUGGACGACAACGGCGACACUAUCGACAAGAUUGAAAUCGACACCGAGGCCUUUACUGAGAACGGGGAAUGGGCCAUCGACUUCUGCCCUGGGGUGAUCCGCCGCCACCAAGGAGACUCGGCUGACAGCCAGGGGGAAACUGACAUCAUGUACUCCCUUAUCAUCCGCCGGAAGCCGCUCUUUUACAUCAUUAACAUCAUCGUUCCUUGUGUGCUCAUUUCGGGCCUUGUGCUGUUGGCCUACUUCCUGCCGGCGCAGGCUGGCGGCCAGAAGUGCACCGUUUCUAUCAACGUCCUGCUCGCCCAGACUGUCUUCUUGUUCCUAAUUGCCCAGAAAAUCCCAGAGACGUCUCUGAGCGUGCCGCUACUAGGCAGGUAUCUGAUUUUCGUCAUGGUGGUCGCUACGCUCAUUGUCAUGAAUUGCGUCAUUGUGCUCAACGUCUCUUUGCGGACGCCCACGACUCACGCUUCGUCCCCACGGCUGCGCCACGUGUUGCUGGAGCUGCUGCCCCGGCUCCUGGGCUCCGGGCCGCCCUCCCAGGCUCAGGGUGCCACUGCGUCGCCCACCAGGCGGGCCUCGUCCGUGGGUUUACUGCUUCGCGCGGAGGAGCUGAUCUUGAAGAAGCCGCGGAGCGAGCUGGUGUUUGAGGGGCAGCGUCACCGGCACGGGGCCCGGGCUGCCGCCCUCUGCCAGAGCCUGGGCGCCGCAGCCCCCGAGAUCCGGUGCUGUGUGGACGCUGUGAACUUCGUGGCCGAGAGCACACGGGAUCAGGAGGCCGCAGGCGAGGAGAUGUCUGACUGGGUGCGCAUGGGAAAGGCGCUGGACAAUGUCUGCUUCUGGGCUGCUCUGGUGCUCUUCAGCGUGGGCUCCACCUUCAUCUUCCUUGGGGGCUAUCUCAACCAAGUACCCGAUCUCCCCUACCCGCCAUGCAUCCAAUCUUGAGCCUGCAUUUGCCCGUGUCCAUUUCCCUUACCCACCUCUGGCAGAGAUUGUGAAAAGCUGCUGGACUGCAACCCCUUCCCACUGCAGACAGUAAAUUUGUGGUUUUGUGAAUUUCCCGAGAAACUGCAUGUGUCCCUUUGGGUAGGUCUGGCUACUGGUCCAGUAGGGGUGGAUGCUGUGGGCGGACCCUUGGUGCCAACCCUCUAGAUAGCAGUUUGCCCUUACUACGGGCUCUGUAGAUCUCUGCCUUUUCUCUCAGCACCGUGACUUUCUAGACCUAUGAGUUCUUAAGUGAUCUUUACUCACUUGCUAGACAGUAGAACAGGGUCCCCACAAAGUGAGGGUUGGGGAUCAACCGCAGCUUCUUUGGCCCCACUUUGCUCAAGGGGAAGAUCACUCACAGGUCUAGGGCCCAGGAUACCCCAGCCAUUCCUCCAUCCUGACAUCUAAGUUUCCUUGGCCCGGUAUCAUACAUCCCACCCUAUGAGACUCACUAACAGAUUAUACACACACUGUUCCUGUCCCAACUCCUGCUGGCUCUCCUUGGUUAUACUCAGGAUUAUGAAAGCAAACACAGUAAUAGUAUGGUACUGGUAGCUCAUGCCUGUAAUACUAGCUACUCAGGAGACUGAGAUCUGAGGAUCAUGGUUCAAAGCCAGUCUGGGU